Molecule: messenger RNA, 4140 nt
Organism: Petromyzon marinus (sea lamprey)
Lineage: Eukaryota; Metazoa; Chordata; Hyperoartia; Petromyzontiformes; Petromyzontidae
Source: RefSeq, a predicted model, not a curated record
GGCAGGGGACCGUCGACCAACGCUGUCUGCAGGCAAACGCGAAGUCAUCGCGGGGGGAAAAAAUAAAAUGACCAACAGGCGACGCCACCCGCGGGACGAUCUACCGGUCCCGGACGAGGAGAAAGGUCGGUUCACGAUGGCCAGCAAGCACGGACACGACGGCUCUCACUACCAGACGCUGCCCGUGGCCGCCUCCCACAGGAGAUCUGAGCACCAGGGCUUCGCCACUCGACCGCGGGCAACGGAGAAGCGGAGAGAAACUCACGCCUCCGCCUCCUCUCGGGGGGACGUUCACCAGCUGAGGUCGGUCACAGGUCACGGUGCUCACAGGAACUCGGGCUUUGAUCCGGGGUGGAACGAGGGUCGCGUGAUGGAGCGACUCGUGCUGGACACGAGGUCGUCCAAACCGCACAGGAGAUCGAAGGAGCCCGGUAGCAGGCAGACAAGAGGCGCUGACGUGCGAGAGAUCUCCAAGAGCGUCGCGGCCGAUCAGCGAGAAGGCAGGAGACACGACAGUGAGAAAGUCCGGAGGAGAGAAAAGGAAACGAGUAAAGCGCGUGGCGACGGUGGCAGAAGUAGGUCCGAAGGUAGGAGGUAUGUGGAGGAUCGCGACACUGAAAGGUGGACGGCGGAGGUGAAACAUCGGAUGGAGCUGAUCCAGGAAUACCCGCACAAGUAUACAACAGUCGAAGCUACGUCACCCAGACAGAUGGAUGUCGUUUACCCGGGCGAGGAUCUGUAUUACAGCUCCUACACCCGGGGCAUUGCGCCUGAAGAUCUGUACAACGCAACUGGUGAUCAGACGGCUCGGGUGAGUGCCCGAGGAGCGAACAACAGGAAGAAGAGCAGCAGACACGCAGCGGCAGAACCGACCAACUACCAUCAGCCACGCUGGACGGACGCCUACGGUCCUGCCUACGAUUCAACCCAAAAGCACGGCGAUGGGAGACGUGCAGACGAGAAAGGACAACUGCAUCCGACGCGCGACCUGGAGGCGAUCAGAGACGCGAAACCUCCAUCGUACGAGACGUUCCAGCAGCUGAAGAACAAGGGUCAGAUCCGUUCGGACUAUGAACCCGCAAGCCCGACGUCGCACGAACUCCGCGGGGUACGCGAGCUACAGGAAAGAACUGUCGCGUCCCACUCCGCCCGAGCUGAAUCCAACCGCCUCCCUCAUUACAAGAUUCCUCCCAUUUAUCCCAACUCGCAGCAGACCCCCGAGCAACACCAUCGGCAAGUGGAGGAGUAUCAGCCAUGCGGUGCACCCCCCGGCGUCUGCCCUGCCCGGGCCAUUGUCCACCGCAGCAGCCGCAGCGGUGAGGCGAUUUUCUGUUUGAUUUCUCGUGCAAACGUCGCGACGUCUCUUCACGACGGCACGCGGAGCGAGGAUGCGCCCCUCAUCAAGGCCCUCCUCAACGACAACGCCGCCGAGUUCGACUCGCGUUCGGGGAGCACCUCGCAUCCCCUGGUGCGUGAGCUGCAGAGGACGCUGCGAGCCAGAGGAGGAGGACAGAAGACGAUGAGUGACACGGGCCGAGCAGUCCACCAAAUGGCGCCGAUAGAGGAGUCCCAACAGGAGAAGCGGUCUGCACGGUCUUGGUCCGAGAGCGAUGGGAGGAAGAUUAAUUGCAGCAGAGAAGACAGGUCGGGACAUGAUUACGGCCCACGAGAAGUGUUAUCCUCUAAUGAUUUCACGCACAUUAAUGUGCACUCGGCCCGCGAACAUGGUGGUGGUUUGUACUCUGAAAGCAGCAGUGCUAUUUCAGAUGAACGCUACGGAGACAAUCACUCGCGACAAGAAGGCUUCCACGACAACGACCAUUCAUCCGCUGAAGUUUACGAGCAUCAUCGGGGAGGUAACUGGUGGCGUACAGGAGAGAUACGUGACUCGGCGAGAGAAGGACUUUCGAGGACAACGCACAAUCGGGACCACUACUUACCCGGCCUCGGCGAGGAGAACGCAAAUGCUGCAAUGGUUGGCGAGUACAGGUCAAAUGUCGCCAUGCAGAAACCCCAAGCAGAGCUCGGGCCCAGCUCCAGACGACACGAGGAGGCGUUCGGAAGGCACUUGCUAAGACCAACAGAAUGGCACCACCUAGAAGCAAUACGUGAGCUCGACGACACCGGCAUGAGACAGCAGCAGGGGGAUUUUUUGCGCCAGCCAGCACGUGGGGACUUCACCCAUCCUCUGGCACAGCAGCAGCUGCAGCAGCAGCAACAGUCAGAGUCAGCCAGACGAACACGAAUCGAAGCAUCUACACCCUGGAGUGGAAAUUCACCCGUACGAUGGACGGACACCUUUGACAGAGUGAACGACAGCAGCCGACGUGAGCUUGCGCAGCCAAGCUCAUACCCGGAUAUUGCAAUAAUCGAUGCCAGCGAUACGGCAAUCACAGCCACAUAUGUUUCUUCGAAGGAUUAUGUGUACGACUUGCCGGCGGAAAAUUCCGGCAGUUGCGUAGAACGUCACCAGCAGCCCGUGCCUUAUUCAGAUUCCACAGAGUUCCGAAUGCCAAUCGUGAAUGUCACAGCUAGAGAUCACGUUGAAAUACUUCAAGAUACAGCACGACGUCCAGGGAUGUCUAUCAGCUCCGUGUGUCAACCUCCAAAUGGCUUGCCGUGGCAAGCAGUAGUUGGGGAGAUCCAGGGAAGAGUAAAGGAGGUGUUUGGAGGGAUCAGCCUAAAGGGAAAUGAGGAGGAUAAAGAGAUUAAGGUAAAAGAGAAGGAGCUGGAGAAAUGUCCAAGCCUGAGUGGACUUCUGGUUGAGAGAAGCUCUCUGAAAGAGUCACUUGCAGAGCGGACAUCACGCAUCCUGGGGAUCUCCGUCUCAGAGGAGACUCUCAACGUGCUCAGGAGAGAGAUGUUGGCUGGAGCCUCAACCAGCUCUCAAAGCAGCCACGCCAAAGCUGGCGAGGGUGAGGGUCAAGCGGCUGCAGAGGUCAGAGUGAAUGAGGUGACGCAGUCUCGAGAGGACAACUCGCCAGCUGGAGAAACGUCAGCGGGUGCGGCCCCAAGAGUCGAUGUUCCAGACUUUGACAUCUGCGGAAAACACCUCGAGAAAAGUAAUGGCGUGAGUGGAAAUCCUCCCACGAGUGACCAUGUAGAUUUUAUCCAAACUUGUGAGGAUACCUCGGCUGCUGUGGAACAGAUCUCCUCCGCGCAUGACCAUGAGCUGCACGUCGUCUCAGCUGAGACGAAUGGUGAUCUAGGAGAGGGGAGUAGCGAAGCAGGUGGUAUAGGAGCAGAAGGAGGAGUGUCCUCAGGUUCAAAAUUCGAGGAGCAGUCAGAGUCUGUACGGUCCAGCUCGCCGCAAGAAGACUGUGUCGCUUCAUGCAGCAGUUCCGACUGCUCGACAGAUACCGUCAUCGUCGUGGCAAAGUCGGGAGAAGAAGCCAGCAGCCAUGAAACUUCUUCAGCAGCUGCUGAUGUGUAUUCAGAGUCAGCAGAAGCAGCAUUAGAAACGGAAGUAGCAGUAGAAGAAGCAGCAGCAACAGCAAUGACAAAUAAUGAGCCUCAAUAUGCCAAUGCUAGAUCAGGUAAAACUGAGCCACCUCCUCUUCCUCCUUAUCCUCCUCCGAAGCGCAAGGUGAUGCCAGGAGAUGUCCACCAAGGCCAGCCCGACAAGCCUCUGCAACUAGAGCCAUCCUCUGCGGAGUUCCCGUGCGCAGAUCCUCCUGAGGAUUCUUCUACGUGGAGCCAGGAGGACCAGGACAGCUCCUUCUCCUCGGACUGUUCAGGGUCGGCGAGUGGGGACGAGGCAGCGGGCGCGACGACCGAUGCCCACGGAUGCAGGGCGGAGAUCGAGAAGAAGUUUGCCAAAACCAAGACCCUGCGCAGCGGCAAGCGGAGGAAGCUGGGUCGGCAGUGCAAAGCGCAGUGAGGAAACCUACAGGAUAGCUCAUUAGAGAGCGAUUAAUCCUACCGGCAGCAUGGACAAGAGAUCGUUGUGUAAGACCAGUUGCAUAUAACAGCUCAAUUAAUUAAAACUAGCUUUGUUCAACCAGGAAAGCCUGAAGGGCCCAUCCUCUUUUUUUCCAGGAAGAACCUGCACGGAGAUGUUUGGCCAAUACAAUGAAAGAGUGUUUGGCAUGACAUAAUAAUAAUAAUAACAAUAAUGUAUUCUUGGUUCUUUCGGUAAAG